Messenger RNA from Westerdykella ornata, 975 nucleotides. RefSeq lists its product as uncharacterized. NCBI's taxonomy places the organism in Eukaryota, Fungi, Ascomycota, Dothideomycetes, Pleosporales, Sporormiaceae. The transcript has 3 exons. The coding region runs from base 1 to 975 and encodes 324 amino acids. The record is from RefSeq and is a predicted model, not a curated record.
AUGAAGCUCAUCUCGCUCCUUGCUCUUGCCUCCGUAGCAGCAGCCCUUCCAGCCUACGAGGUCAGAUCGCCCAAGAUUGGAUGGUGUGGCAACCGUCCCUGCAUCACGAAGCGUGAGCCAGCGGAGACUGGAGAAGACAGUGCCCAGAUCGGAUGGUGCGGAACUCGGGUUUGCAUUACGAAGCGUGAGCCCGAAGAGAGUACUGCUCAAGAAGACGAUGGCGAAGUCAGCGCGAAAAUUGGAUGGUGCGGCACUCGUACCUGCGUGACGAAGCGCCAGCCCGAGCCCGAGCCCGAGCCCGAAGAGAGCACUGCUCAGGAAGACGACGGUGAAGUCAGCGCGAAAAUCGGAUGGUGCGGUAACCGUGUAUGCAUCACCAAGCGUGAGCCCGAAGAGAGUGCUAGUGAGCAAGAGGAUGGCGAAGUCAGCGCCAAAAUCGGGUGGUGCGGCACUCGUACCUGCGUGACGAAGCGCGAGGCAGUUCCACAAAGCCCUUGCUGCUUUCAAAGAGGACGAACAGUGGCGCCUCAGGGAUCGCAAUUUCGCCUGACUAUCACACCGCAUGAAGUCGAUGAACUGACGGAAUCGUGGGGCGGCCUGAUGAGUCCGUUCUACGCCGAUCGCAAACUGUACGACUUGUCGAGCGAAGACGGCUGGAAGGAGCAGCGAAGUGCGCAGAUAAUAGUCGGGUUGGCGUCGGAUUGUUUGGCCCUGGUGUUGGCUUUGUUUAUCACAGUCGUCGCAGCGGUGCCCAGGCUGUUAAGGAAGAAGAGUGUAGACAACUCUGGGAGGAAAACACUAUUUCUCCUUGUCGCGGCUUUUGGACUGCUUCCCACAACCUUCUUCCGCUUGAUAAUUAGUGCACAUUACAUCUUUUAUAACUGGAAUGUUGUGGCUGACGAGGGCGAAUGGCUUCAGUGGUAUAAUUCAUUCACCUUCGACGAUAACGGCAUCUCGCCAAUCAGCACGACUUAG